Psylliodes chrysocephalus is the source of this 1218-nucleotide messenger RNA. The record is from the annotation of a GenBank genome assembly. NCBI's taxonomy places the organism in Eukaryota, Metazoa, Arthropoda, Insecta, Coleoptera, Chrysomelidae.
CUCUGGUUGCUAUAUCAAUGAAACUCACCUUUACAAAUGGCGUUCCUUCAACUUGAAUGUAAUGACAUCCCUUGUCAAAAACUCCAAAAUUACGAGUCGCUGACUUUCAUAUCGAUCUCCAAAUGUGCCAUGUUGUAGCACAAAAUUUAUGUGCUUCCAUUGUUCAUGUUUUCGCUGAUCAACCGCAUCAGAAGAAUACUACCCUCAUCGAUAAAGCUCUAUAGAAGAAAUUUCCGAGUAAACCAUUUAAAUUUUUACAGAAGAACGAGGAUAUGUCUGCCCGUGGUCAUGUUGUUGCCUUCCCCCACCAUCAAACCCCAAACUAGUAUAAUAAACACCGAGAUUACCAAAGUAGACGUCGAGGAGAAUAUCGGGGAACUAUUGAAUUUGGUCAAGCACGCGAUAGACAGAGGGGAGUUAGAGAAGGCGGAAGCCAUCUUGGAAAUGGGAAUAAAAAUAUGCGAGGAGUACCAGUCUUACUAUGCAUUGCCUUACAUGUACGAUAUUUUAGCUUCUAUCGCUUUGGCCACUGGUAAAAUUGGAAAAGCUGAGAAUAUAUUAGUAAGGGUGAUCGAAAAGAUGAUCCAAUUGGAAAUCCCCGAAGACAACGACCAAAUGGUAGAUUUCAAACUGCGCCUCUCUAGAAUCUAUAGUUUGUAUCAAGAAGUAGUCCUGGCCGAAAUCGGCUUCAGCACAUGCCUCAGAGAGCAAGAAAACAAGAUCAACAAGGGCGAUAUGUCAACCAAAACCGGCUUGCUCUACAUCAACUGUUUGUUCUUUUACGGCUUACACAAAAUCAGCGUAUCCGAUUAUCUAAAAGCGAAAAGUCUGAUCGAUUCCGCUUAUAGUUACGCGAUGAAAAUGAAAGGUCUGAGUCCCUAUCAGGAAAUGAUGAUCCUUGGUACGCUAGCCGACCUCAAUACGGAACUGAAAGACUUCGAUAUCGCUCUACAGAACAUCAACAGCGCAAUCAUCUUGGGCAAGGGCAUCGGUAGCAUCGAUCUGCCCAAGAUGUACCUGAAGCUGGCGAAGAUCUACGUCCAUAUGAAUUCGUUGGGAAUGGCUCAGCAAUGGCUGCACGAAGCUAUCAAUCUGGCCCAUUUGUUUAACGACAAAAAAGUCUACGAAGAAGCCGAAACUCUUCUGCAGAGCAUUUCGCCUUGAUACUUUACAUACACAUAGUACAAAAUGAUGUGGAAUAAAACGCUUGUGUCGCUA